Molecule: messenger RNA, 3045 nt
Organism: Lasiosphaeria miniovina
Lineage: Eukaryota; Fungi; Ascomycota; Sordariomycetes; Sordariales; Lasiosphaeriaceae
Exons: 5
Source: RefSeq, a predicted model, not a curated record
AUGUGGAACCCGGUGUGGUUGCACACGGCGACCCUGCUCGCGUUUGCCGCCGUCUUCUCUGGUCUGGCCCUGGCCACGGGGCUGCUGUACCAUUUCUCGCUGGCGAAUCACGGCCUGAGCCAGCAAAACGCCGCAUACAACUACUCGUGGAAGUAUGGGCCAACCGCCGUGCUGGUGCUGCUAUGCAGUCUCUGGAGGCUGGUGGACUUGGCGGUCAAGUCCUUGAUGCCACACUGGCCCGUCCUGGUCACCACGGGCGGAUGCAUUCUGAUGACGCUCAUUAUCGUCUUCUCCAGUGGUCUCUUGGUUGUGGAGCCUACUGAGAUCACGAUGGACGGCGUUUCCCUCAGGGCAUCGGUUCUGGACGGAAGGAAUUUCUCGGGCGCCGGAAGCGUGGGUCUGACCCCGGCCAGCGUCUUCUAUGCGGUUAGUUUCGAGAACCUGCCCUACCCGCCGGGUACCAACUCGGAAUCGGUUGUUCCGGUCCUCGCCCUCGACACGCCCAAGUCGAUUACCGUCCCAGGGACAGGGGUCAGCCUGAAUGCCAAACACUUUAUCGUCAACGUUACGCACCCCGAAUGCAAAAUCAUCAACGCGCUCGUCGGCCAGGCGCAGUCGCAGGGCGACUACGCGACGGAUCUGGACACGACCCAGAACUUCCAGGGAUUCAUCCAAGACUACGUCUGCAACAGCGGAUACGACUACAGCGGCGUCAAGAAUGCCUCUGCCGGCCCGCCCCAGGCCGCCGUGGAGAACAGAACCGCCGAGCACCGGGUCCUGAUCACGCUCACCGACCUGCGGGACACGUCGACGAGCCAGACGUCGCAGGGGGGGAAGUGGGAUGUCUGGGCCCAGAAUAUCACCGCCAUCCUCUGCAAGCCGACGUACCUGGUCCAGAGGUACAACGUCGUCUAUCCCGGGGGAUAUGCCGCCGGGCGGCCAAUGCGGCUCAGUGCCGUGGAGAACACGACGGAUGCGAUUCCGGGUUUCUCUCAGGGUGACCUGGCGCGGUCUGUCGUUCUCUCGGCCGGCCAGCUGUAUCUCGGAACCGGCGGGUCGGAGUAUCUCCUCGACAGACAAGUCCCGACCUUCUUCCAGAUGAUCUCGAAGCUGCACGGCAACGCCGCGCUUGACACCUUCAUGGACCCCGGAAUGCUGAGUUCUAGCAGCGCCAAGAUAUUCAACGGGAUAGGAGCCCAGCUGAUUCAAGAACGGGCCAUGGCGCCACUCAGCGACGACGCCCAGGUCACGGGUUCGGUCACCUACACCGAGAAUCGCCUGCACGUGAAGAUACUUUCGACCAUCGUCCUUUGCGUCGGGUUUUCCCUACUCGCCCUAGCUAGCAUCCUCGUGCUGCUAGUUCGGCCGUACGACGUUGUCCUCCACGAGCCCGGCUCUGUUCUCGCCAUGGCCGAGUUGUUGUCCACAAAUCCCGAGCUCCGAAACGUUCUGGCCGGAUUCGGCGCCAGCUCGAACAGUCAGAUCAAUGGAGCUCUCGAGCAUGUGUCUUUUGUCAGCCGCUUCAACAAAAACCCCGACUGCCUCAUCAUCGAGCCCAUAGUUGGGUACGAGAUGUCCACCAAAACCCCGGAGGGCGGAGGCAGUCGUCCCAUCCAAAACGGACUGUUUGACGUUGAUCCGAGCAGCCCGGCCCUGGUGCUCGCCAACUAUAUUCCCGCUGGCAUUGCAGUUUUUUCUUCGGCAAUUUACGGCGCCAUGGAGUCAAAGACGGCAGUACUUUCGCCCUUUGCUUCGCUGCGGCAAGGCAACGCCAAGGCGUCCGCGUCGGUCUCGGCGAAUUACCUCACGAGGUCGGGGCCGCAGGUGUGGAUGGCGUCGCUCACGAACAAGCAUUUCGCGCUCUCGGCAAUCAUUGCCGCCAAUUUCAUAUCCUCGUUCCUCACCGUUGUCAUUUCCGGCCUCUAUCACGUCGUCGAGGUGCCGUAUGUGGCCCCUAUUUCCCUGAGGCAGCUCGACAGCUUCGACCUGACCAAGUCGGACAUCCUCAACAACGACUGCUCGGCCGGUAACAUCAACAAUCUCAUCACGUACAAGAACCUGUCGUACCCGGACUGGACGUACGGGGAGCUCGCGUUCCCGCAGCUCAACAUUUCGGACGCCGACGCCGCAUUAUUUGUCGACGGCGAGCAGGGGCUGCUGUCGCUGCGCGCAAACGCCACCCGUGCCGUUCUCAAUUGCACGUCGAUACCUCUCAAAUACACCGCUGCCGGCUCCCAGGUGUUCGGCUUCCCCGACAGGGGCGUCGCGACGCUGAGCACGUCCCUGCCCUGGUCGCUGUGCGAGCACCCGCCCAAACUCCCCAACAGCAGUGCCGAGGCUCUGUGGACGCAGCAGUACUAUAUGCCUGCCGGCAGAAACGCAUCCAUCACGAUUGGCAAAGGGACGUAUCUUCUCUGGAUCAACGGCUACGAAGACUCAGGCAGCCCCGUCUAUGGGCAAGUCCAAGGCGACGGCGUUACCGACGACUACACAUCGUCGACCGCAUAUCCCGAUUUCGAGAUCAACAACUGGGGCUGUCCUACAUUUGCAGUAACCCUCGGGACGGCGUCAGUUUACACGGCCAAGCAGAAGAAUAGUGCCGUCUGGGAAGCGACGGCCGACGUGGACACCAUGAUAUGCUGGCAGCAGGUCCAGGAGGUGACGACGAACCUGACCAUCACGUACCCUGGACUCCGCAUUUCAGAUUCGCCAGGCGCGGCGCCAGUAGUGGAUGAGGCAAGCGCACGACUGCUUCCCAACGCUGCGGAGAAGGGCCCGGGGAACAUCUUCGAGUAUCCCGUGAACAACAUGAUAAAGUAUCUCAGUGCCAGCAAUAACAGCACCGACGACAGCACCAACGACGCCACCGCCAGCAGCUACUACGACAUGAACCCGACAAACGAGUUCAUCAAAGCCAUGGUGUGGGGCAAGGGCGGCGUGCCGCUCGACGAGAUCACGGGCAAGGCCAACUUCGACAGGCUGCACGCGGCCGCGCAGCGCGUCUACGGUCGGUACAUGGCGCAGGCCAUCUCGCAGGCCAUGCGC